This is a messenger RNA of Mugil cephalus (flathead mullet), 1230 nucleotides long. RefSeq lists its product as uncharacterized. Lineage: Eukaryota; Metazoa; Chordata; Actinopteri; Mugiliformes; Mugilidae. The transcript has 6 exons. The record is from RefSeq and is a predicted model, not a curated record. Bases 315 to 1001 code for a protein of 228 amino acids.
CUUUAUUUAUACAGCACUUAAAACAAAGACAAAGUGCUGUACAUGGAUAAAAUAAGAGCAUAAGACAUGAAACAAACACUUAAAAAGCAGUAAAACAAUUAAAAUGUUUCUAACUAUGCAGAAAAUCAACUUUCUGAGGGUUAGAAACUCUGAAGACUUUCUGGUUUCCUGGUUUCCUCAGAACCUCAGAAGGUUUUAAGGUCAGUGUUGAUGCUUUAGUCCCAGUCGGGUGUUUUGUGUUGAGCUGGGAGGCGGUAACCAGGACGUAACCAUGGCGAGGAAAGUGUAAACAGGAACGAGAUCCAAACCGGUGCAUGAAGCUGGAAUCCAUCUUCACCACAGGAGGAGGAGAAGGAAAAGAGAAGGAAGAAGAGGAGGAGGAGAAGAAGAAGGAGGACGAGGGACUCGCUGCCUCCAUCAUGGCUCAGAAAAACGUCCCCAGACUCGUUGUGAAGAUCGUCGGCAGUAAACAGGUCAAACAGUUCAUACAAGAAAACUCUCCCGUUGAUGGAAUAAAGGAUGAGUUUAAAAACCCUCUGGAUGUGAUGGAGGAGAUGAGAGAGGACUCAUCAGUCUGGGCUGCCAUCACCCAGGCUCCUGGCAGACUGUGUGUGACGGCGCCCUCUGGUGAUCGCUCCAGGUCCUACAUCCACCCGAAGACUCCCCGAAGAGCAGCUGCAGAGGCCGGAGCGUCUGAGGCCGGAGAUAAGGCCGAGCUGUCCUCCGCUGUCAGGGAUGAGCUGUGUGAGUGGCAGCUCUCGUCCCUGACGUCCACAGAGGACGAGGCGUCGGCUCUGGACACGUCCCUCAGCGGGAAACUGGAUCGAUCCCAGGUCACUCACCUGUUCCUGAAGAGCCACGUCCCGCUCACAUUACCCACGUUUUCUCUGCUCCUGCAAACGUUCACGGACCAGAACGAUCCGGAACAGAUUCAUUACAAAAACCUCCUAGAGUUCGUCAGAGCUUCUUUGUUCCCUGAGGAACUCCAGAGGCGUGAGUGAGAGUAACUGAACGAGAAUGAAACUCACCUGGCUACAGCUCUGCGCCCUCAGAGAGAUCAGAGGAAAACAGCGUUAGAUAACAGACAGAAAAACCUGCAAAGGGACGUAAACGGCCCCGUGUCCCACAGACCACAACAUAUACACCGAUCAGGCCAGAACAUUACGACCACCGUCCUGAUAUUGUGUUGUCUCCAUGACUCAUCAGAGGAUGGACAUGGGUCUUCUGGGG